This is a messenger RNA of Pistacia vera, 760 nucleotides long. Its product is annotated as probable NAD(P)H dehydrogenase (quinone) FQR1-like 1. The coding region runs from base 1 to 612 and encodes 203 amino acids. The transcript is spliced from 4 exons. The record is from RefSeq and is a predicted model, not a curated record. NCBI's taxonomy places the organism in Eukaryota, Viridiplantae, Streptophyta, Magnoliopsida, Sapindales, Anacardiaceae. Gene Ontology annotation, molecular function: NAD(P)H dehydrogenase (quinone) activity; FMN binding.
AUGGCAGUUAAAGUCUAUGUCGUUUAUUAUUCAAUGUAUGGACAUGUUGCGAAACUGGCCGAAGAGAUAAAGAAAGGAGCUGCAUCGGUGGAAGGAGUAGAAGUAAAACUAUGGCAGGUACCUGAAACGCUACCAGAGGACGUUCUUGGAAAGAUGGGUGCACCACCAAAGAAUGAUGUACCUAUCAUUUCACCUAAUGAUCUUGUCGAGGCUGAUGGGGUUCUUCUGGGUUUCCCCACUAGAUUUGGGAUGAUGGCAGCACAAUUCAAGGCAUUUAUGGAUGCAACUGGAGGUCUAUGGAGAACUCAACAGCUUGCUGGCAAACCUGCUGGAAUUUUCUACAGCACUGGAUCACAAGGAGGUGGACAAGAGACUACCCCCUUGACCGCCAUAACUCAGCUUGUUCACCAUGGAAUGCUAUUUGUGCCCAUUGGAUACACAUUUGGAGCAGGAAUGUUUGAGAUGGAGAAAGUGAAGGGUGGCAGCCCCUACGGGUCUGGAACUUUUGCCGGGGAUGGGUCAAGACAGCCUUCUGAGCUCGAACUAGAGCAAGCUUUUCAUCAGGGAAAGUAUUUUGCUGGCAUUGCUAAAAAGCUCAAGGCUGCUGCUUAAUUUUCGUUCACGUCUAUAUUCCUCGAAAUUCAUUUUUUCUUGUUUUAGAGUUUCCGUUUCGCAUUCUAAAUAAUAAACACUUUGAAUAUAAUUGUCCCAAACUUUCCAUGUUAUUUAUUUUUCCAGACAAUGGUGGGAGUGUUUGCAA